Messenger RNA from Solea solea (common sole), 1197 nucleotides. RefSeq names its product sterile alpha motif domain containing 10a (gene samd10a). Gene Ontology annotation, cellular component: cytoplasmic side of plasma membrane. The record is from RefSeq and is a predicted model, not a curated record. The transcript is spliced from 5 exons. NCBI's taxonomy places the organism in Eukaryota, Metazoa, Chordata, Actinopteri, Pleuronectiformes, Soleidae. Gene Ontology annotation, biological process: cell surface receptor protein tyrosine kinase signaling pathway. The coding region runs from base 342 to 869 and encodes 175 amino acids. Gene Ontology annotation, molecular function: protein binding.
ACACACAACACGCACGCUCGCAUGCGCGCGCGCGCCGCAGGAGCCAGAGGAACCAGUCAAGUCAGCUGCUCGAGGACGCACCUGAUUUCAGUCCACAGACACGAGCACAAGAGGAUACCGUGGACAACACGGGCUGGUUUAUUUCAUUUCCUCCGUCUGUAGUAGUUGUAGCAGGAGCUGCGAGCAUGUGGAGCCGCUUUUCUCCCGUCAGAGCCCGCUCAAAGUUUUGACACAGCGGAGACGAGAGGAGGAGAAGAAUAAGAGAGGAGGAGAAGAGAGGAGCUGCAGCUCUGACAGACGAUGGGAAAGCUUGAAUAGAUUGACUCGGAGACGCAAACACCAUGGCAGUGGACGCUGCAUCCAGUUUUAGUUUUUGCCGGCCAGCUGUGGAGUACAGAGCUCUGUCUGAGGACUUCAAGCACCAGCUGAGCCGACGGACCGGUGGGAACCUAACUUGGCAUGAUGGGCGUGGACAGAAAACAGCAGGAGGCAGGACAGUGAAGUUGCUGCAGCAGCCAGGAACUGAGGCCCUGCAGCACCGUUCCCAUGAAAAUUAUGGGAUAUACCACACAAGCCCAACACAGCCCAGCCUGAUCCGCCCGGUCGUGCUCUGGUCACAACAAGACGUUUGUAAAUGGCUCAAGAAACACUGUCCUCACAACUACCUGACCUACGUGGAGGCUUUCUCCCAACACGCCAUCACAGGCCGUGCGUUGUUGCGUCUGAAUGGGGAGAAGCUGGAGAGGAUGGGUUUGGUGCAGGAGACGCUUCGACAGGAGCUGCUGCAGCAGGUGCUGCAGCUUCAGGUGCAGGAGGAGGGACGUAACCUGCAGCUGCUCAGCAGAGGUUCCUUUGCAAGGAUAUCAUAGCUGUUGUGGAUCUAUGGAAGUAACUCUGUGCCGUCUGUCCGUAUGUAUCACUGGAAGAAGAAGACACUGUGGAAUAAUGGGACACAUGAUCAAAAACAAACAAACUCAAAUAUGAAUCGCAUAGAUUAUGUGCAGAAUAAAUGCCUCCAGUGCAGAGUAACAUCCGGCUUUUCAUUCACUAUCUGCACGACAAACAGACAUAAUAUUAAUGGACUAUGAACUGUGAAGGAAAAAAACAAAGCACCCCGACAAUCUGUUUUGGUCAACUGAUUGACCUGCUCUGUGAUCGAUUAACUCCUCCUCUUGUACUCUCUGCCUCUUUGUCCUU